Messenger RNA from Lolium rigidum, 1764 nucleotides. Its product is annotated as dolichyl-diphosphooligosaccharide--protein glycosyltransferase subunit 1B-like. Bases 77 to 1510 code for a protein of 477 amino acids. The transcript is spliced from 8 exons. Gene Ontology annotation, cellular component: oligosaccharyltransferase complex; membrane. The record is from RefSeq and is a predicted model, not a curated record. Lineage: Eukaryota; Viridiplantae; Streptophyta; Magnoliopsida; Poales; Poaceae.
GCAGCGAGUGUUCUGUGUUUGCGCAGAUCUCAUCUCAGGUCGUCCGGCCGGAGACGACGAGACGACCACCGCCACCAUGGCGCCGUCCCUCCCCACCUCCAUCCUACUCCUUCUCGCCGUAGCCUUCACCGUCGUCUCCGCCGCUACCUCCACCUCGCCGACUGCGCCGGAGGACGGCAUCCGGGUCGUCUCCGCCGAGAAGAGGAUCGACCUGACUGGACCCAUCGUCAAGGUGUACCUCACGCUCAAGGUCCAUAACCCAGCCACUGGCUCUGAUGCGUCGCACGUCCUCAUCGCGUUCACGCCCCUGGAGGCCCAGCACCUCGCCAUCGUCAAGGCGACCAGGGCCGAGGGGAAGCGCAAGAAGAAGGUCUACGUGCCACUUCCAGUGGAGCCCGUCGAUCUCGCUGCCAAUGCCCCGGACGGCGCUCGCCUCUACUCUGUUUCGCUGAGCGCACCGUUGAGACCCUCCGAGACGACUACCAUGGAGGUCUUCUACGUGCUGACACACUCCCUGGAGCCCUUCCCGGCGGAGAUCACGCAGUCGGAGUCCCAGCUGGUCUACUACCGCGACAGCGCAGUUCUCCUGUCGCCGUACCAUGUCCUGGAGCAGGUCACCUACGUCAAGAUGCCCAGCAACAGGGUAGAGUCUUUCACCAGAGUGGAUCCCACCUCUCGUUCGGGCCCCGAAGUGAAAUAUGGCACGUACAAGGACCAGCUUCCGUACGCCUACUCGCCCAUACUCCUGCACCAUGAGAACAACCAUCCGUUUGCGGUUGUCGAGGAGCUUGUGCGCAAGGUGGAGAUUUCUCACUGGGGGAAUGUCCAGGUCACCGAACAGUAUAAAUUGAAGCAUGGAGGUGCUCGGCACAAAGGAGUCUUUUCAAGGCUCGAGUAUCAGGCGAGGCAAUCUAUCAGUGGAGCAUCAUCGUUUAAGAAUCUUCUUGCAAGGUUGCCUCCUCGAGUUCAUUCAGUUUACUAUCGUGAUGAGAUUGGUAACAUCUCCUCAUCCAAUCUCCGUACUGAUUCACACAAGUCAGAACUAGAAUUUGAGCCAAGAUAUCCAUUGUUUGGUGGCUGGCAUUGCACGUUCACCAUUGGCUAUGGUAUGCCGCUGCAAGAUUUCCUGUUUGAGUCAGAAGAUGGUCGACGUUUUGCCAAUCUAACAUUUGGAUGCCCUCUAUUGAAUACCGUCGUUGAUGAUCUUACUAUCAAGAUUGUGCUUCCCGAGGGAUCAAAGAGUCCACAAGCCGUUGUUCCUUUUCUGACUGAGCAACAUCUUGAGACUAGUUAUUCCUACCUUGACGUUGUUGGGAGGACAACAGUGGUGCUGAAGAAGAAAAACGUAGUAGGAGAGCACAAUGUUCCUUUCCAGGUGUAUUACGAAUUCAAUCCAGUCUUCAUGCUGGCGGAACCGUUGAUGCUGAUAUCUGCGGUGCUGCUCUUCUUUGUUGCCUGCAUCGCCUACCUUCACAUGGAUCUUUCCAUCGGGAAAUCGCAAGCCUCUUGAAGUAAAAACUGUUGUGGAUCCACGAGGGAAUUUUGAUGUGUUGUCCUGUGCUGCUAACUAUCAUGUGUGAUGAUCCGACCCGUGGUGUAUUAGUUUCUGAGAGUUUUGUAGAACAAGCAUGAUUGUUGUAGGAACGAGACAGUGAGCAUCACCCGCGGUGUAUCUGCGCAAAUCUGUAUUGGAUGUUGAUGCAGAACUAUUUGCUGAUCAAGUUGUGAUCUGAUAAUAUAGCCAAUACAACAUAUUAAAAACAA